Notolabrus celidotus (New Zealand spotty) is the source of this 2824-nucleotide messenger RNA. It is a transcript of the gene cxcr3.2, whose product is annotated as chemokine (C-X-C motif) receptor 3, tandem duplicate 2. The record is from RefSeq and is a predicted model, not a curated record. Gene Ontology annotation, molecular function: chemokine receptor activity. Gene Ontology annotation, biological process: G protein-coupled receptor signaling pathway; chemotaxis; immune response. Gene Ontology annotation, cellular component: membrane. Lineage: Eukaryota; Metazoa; Chordata; Actinopteri; Labriformes; Labridae. The coding region runs from base 443 to 2824 and encodes 793 amino acids. The transcript has 6 exons.
AGGAUUUUGCUUUGUGUGCGUCUCCCUCUCUCUCUGUUCUGGUUUGUGGAGGGAGCACAAACAGCUUUAUCUCUUCACCAUACUAGAAGCUGACUCUGCAUGGGUUCAGCAACUGGUGACUAAAUAGUGGUUAAAUAUAUUUUGAUAAACAGAUAAACUUUUAAAGUGAAAUAAUGAGUUGUAAUGUGUAAUGCUCAUGAGGCAUUUAAAGAAGAAAAUCUUACACAGGAUCAUUUAAAUUAGAUUGAUCUGAAAGUAACAAAUUUGUAUGCUCUUGAAUUUCCAUAGAUGCCAUUUUGUGGUUUUAGUUUUCUUAUCAACAAUCAGGCAGGACAGGUUGCGAAAGAAAGACAGAAAACAUGAGGAAAUAGAGGGGGGGUUGACAUGCACCAAAUUAUGUUAGGACCAGGAAUUGAUCCUACGACCAUUGCAACGAGGACACAUGCAGCACCAGUCCAGCCAAAGUGUAUCUGAAAAAGAGAGAAAUACAUCCUCCAUCAGCCCAUCAGCUUGUAUCCUGUCAUAUGCAAGGUCGCUGAAGGGUCUCAAGUCUUCUACCGCCUCCUGGUUUGCAACAAAUAUGGAUGACAUUAAUCCAACCACAGAAGAUUACUGGAGCUUCGGGGAUUAUGACAAUUACACCUCGCCUCCUGAUGCUUCCAGGAGUCGUGCAAUCCCGUGCCUACAGGAGGACAUCUACAGUUUUGCACAGAAGUACUCUCCUGCUGUUUACAGCCUGGUGUUUGUCCUGGCUGUCCUAGGCAACAUCUUAGUGCUGUGCGUGAUCCGACGCUACCGGAACUCUCAGAGCGGAGGAGCCUGCGCCUUCUCUCUAACUGACACCUUCCUCCUUCACCUGGCCAUCUCUGACCUCCUGCUGGCCUUCACCCUUCCCCUGUUUGCAGUGCAGUGGAAUAAGGAAUGGGUGUUCGGUGAGGCUGCCUGUAAGAUCUCUAGUGCCCUCUUCACCCUGAAUCGCUACAGUGGUAUCCUCUUCCUCGCCUGCAUCAGCUUCGACAGAUACCUGGCCAUCGUUCACGCUGUCAGCUCAGGCUGGAAGAGGAACACCUGCCAUGCUCAGAUUGCAUGUGCUGUCAUCUGGGUAUGCUGCCUGGGCCUGAGUGGAGUGGACAUUACUUUCAAACAGGUGGAUGGGGUGAUGAUGAAGGACAACAAGCAGGUACUUUUGUGCCGACUGCAGUUCGAUGAGAACUCCACACAGUGGUGGGUGGGGCUGCAGAUGGUCAAUGUGAUCCUGGGUUUUGGGUUCCCCCUUUUGAUCAUGCUCUACUGCUACAUCCGCAUCUUCAGGUCCCUCUGCAAUGCCACCCGCCGCCAAAAACGCAAAUCCCUCCGCCUCAUCGUCUCAUUAGUGUCUGUGUUUGUCAUCUGCUGGGCACCGUUCAACUGCUUCCAGCUUGUGGACAGUCUGCACAGGCUGGGUUUGGUGUCUGGAGGUUGCCAGUUUGGCCGCAUAGUUGACACUGGGACUCUGAUCACUGAGAGUAUGGGGUUGACGCACUGCGCCCUGAACCCACUGCUGUACGGCUUUGUGGGAGUGAAAUUCAGGAGGGAGCUGGCCAGAAUGUGUAAGGGGCUGCUGGGACAGAGAGGUUGGCUGGGGAUGGAGGAAUGGAGGGAGAAGAGGAAUCGAAAGCCCAGAGGGUCUUGCAGCUCCGCAGAAAGCGAAAACACCUCCUACUCUGUCAUGAUCAACAUGGACGUGGAGCUUGAUGGAUUAUUUCUCCAAAACAGCACCUACAACUACGAAGACUAUGAGUAUCCAGAGGACUUUGGGUCGAGAGGCAGUACGGCUGUUGUCAUUCCUGUUCUGUACUCACUGGUGAUGGUUGUAGGCCUGUUUGGGAAUGGACUCCUCCUGGCUAUUCUGGCUCUGAAGAGGCGAUUCUGGACUCUAUCAGACACCAUCAUCCUCCACUUGAGUAUCACAGAUGUCCUGCUUUUACUGACGCUGCCCCUCUGGGCUGUCCAGGCUGCUCAGCAUCGUGGAUGGUGCUUUGGGGGUUUUCUCUGCAAGUUCAGUGGAGCAGUUUUUAAUAUUAACUUCUACUGCGGGAUCUUGCUGCUGCUUUGCAUUACUCUGGAUCGCUACCUGUCCACCGUCCAUGGCAUCCAGCUAUACUCCCAAACAAAGCUCAGGUUGGUCCACAUCAGCUGCCUGUUGGUUUGGCUCAUCUCCCUCAUCCUCACAAUCCCAGACUGGAUUUUCAUGGUCACUGAAAAAGGCCAAGCAGAAGAGAAAACACAGUGCCAUCAUGACUACUCUCCUUCAGACCAGAAGCUGGUUUCUCGCCUGCCCCACCACAUGCUGGGCUUCUUGCUGCCUGCAGCCGCCCUCAUCAUCUGUUGCUCCUGUAUCCUGGUGCGGCUUCAGCGCAGCCCUAAAGUUCUGCAGACACAAAGGGCCUUCGUCGUGACCAUCCUGCCUUUGAUGGCGGUCUUUUUUCUCUGCUGGAUGCCAUACAACGUCACGCUCAUUCUGCACACCACCAGAAGCAGCUCUAAGGAACUUAAUGGUGUACCAGCUGACAGUACAAACGAUGCCCUGCAGACAGCUUUGAUAGCCACAAAAGCUCUAGGCUGCAUUCAUGCCUGCCUCAGGCCUCUGCUCUACCUUGGUUUGUGUGGGAACUUCAGGAAGCGAGCGCUGACCGUGCUGAGAUGUGCAAAAGUUGAACAGGAGGACUCUCUGUGGGAGUUAGGUGUGGGCAAGGAGGCCCCGCCUGAGCAGAGUCAUGAUGAGAGUGAAGAACUGAAACAGAUGACAACUGUGGAUCAUCAGGUUCAGUCAACUCAUUGCUGA